Mesorhabditis spiculigera is the source of this 534-nucleotide messenger RNA. NCBI's taxonomy places the organism in Eukaryota, Metazoa, Nematoda, Chromadorea, Rhabditida, Rhabditidae. The record is from the annotation of a GenBank genome assembly.
AUGUCCAAACAACCAAAGCCGGCGGGUGUCGAUUCUAGAAAGAUGUCAGCCGAGCUAUUUUCGCUGACGUACGGGUCGCUGGUGGCCGAGCUUUUGAAGGAUUACGAGGAUACCAAGCAGGUCAACCAGCAGCUGGACAAGAUCGGCUUCAACAUGGGCAUCCGGCUGGCCGACGAUUUCCUGUCAAAGCAGGCGACGGUGCCAAAAUGCACGGAUUGCCGGCAAAUGGCCGACGUGCUGGCGAAGACUGCGAUUCCCGCUUAUCUAGGCGUCCCAGCAACGAUAUCCAGCUGGGGAAAUAGCGAUCGCGAGUUCUCGCUGGUGCUCGAGAACAACCCGUUGACAGAGUUCGUCGAGUUGCCCCCAAAUCUCUCCACCUUGCACUACUCGCAAGUGUUGGCCGGCGCAAUUCGAGGCGGACUCGAAGCUGUACAUAUUAAGGUUAUAACGACGGCCACCGAGAACCCCUCCAACACCGAGAUCCGGGUACGCUUCAUCGAGAUUCUCAAGGACAACCUGCCGGCCGGAGAAGAA